AUUUCUCACACUUCGACGCUAACCGGCGCCCCUGGUGUCAACGCGUACCCGUGAGGACACGGGCGCAGCCUCCAGUCUUUCUUCCAUUCUCUUCUCCCUGAGCAUCAAGAUCUUACAUAAACACAAGCAUACACUGUUGGAGUUCCACGCGGAUUUAUCGGAUCUGCGUUGGACCCCCCCGGCGGCGCCUCCCGCGCCGCCAUGGGCGCGCUCCGCGCACCAGGGAGGGGUGUCCAGCGCCAAUCCAGGAAUUCUGCGCGGACCUCCAAAAGGUUAUGUUUGUGCGAGCACGUGAUUGGAUUUCCUGGCGAGAUUGGUGCAGGCUCGUCCUCCGAGAGGGGCGCGGUCCGCUGCCCGCCUGCUCGCCCUGUGCUUCUUGGCUUCGGCCGCGCCCGCGGUCGCGUGCCCGCUGCUUCUGGGGCGCCGACUCCGCCGGCGCAGGCGCCCGACGGUGGGCGUCAGCCUCAGCUGCCAGCUGGCACUUCAGGACUGUGAGGGGACUCCGUCGUCUGUUUGCAAGAGUCUGGUUGACGCGCUGGAUUGACAGCGCCCCCUGGCGGCUCCAGCUGCGGCGCGCAAGUUUCGACGGUGUCGCGACAGUCAUGACGUCUGGGGGGGCCGAGCUGGAGUGGCUCGUCAGGGCGGCCAGCCGCGCGCGCACGACCAUCGCGUCGUCCUUCAGCGAGAGCGACACCGAGGACCGCCACAUGACGAAUGUCGACGAGCACGCUGCCAUCCAUGUCCGCAGCUUCCUUGAGUCGCUGGUGAGGUUCGUGAUAGAGCAGGUCGACCUCCAGGCGGGAGUGGCCCACCUCCGGGCGAAAGACGCGUCCAGGUCCCGCACUGACCCCCGCAGACGUGGUGCUGUGCCUGGGUUCGGGCGUGCUCCUCGACGGAGGCGGGAGCCUCGUUGCGCUGGGGCUCGACGAUGGCUGCAUUGUCACGGCGACGCGUCGUCUGCGAAGUGGAGCCGCCGACGACGUGAAUGAGUCGGCGACCUCAUCGGCUGUGAGCUCCGUGAUCGUCAAGGCGGUGCCGAAGGAUUUCCGCGGAGGCGGAGGGGAGCCGAGCGGGCCGCCUGCCCAGACACCAGCCCCGCGUGUAAAGGCGUCCCCCUUCUGCGUCGGCGCGUUCCCGAUGACGGGGGAGGUAUCGGCGGACGGGCGCUUCACCAACACGGUCAUGACCCCCGUGGCUAGUCGCAUUGCGGCGCCGGAGCCAAAGGGCGCGGCCGCUGGUGGUGGCGCCGGCGGAGAGACCUCCAGCCUGGAGUUGCCAGGGGCGCCAGGCGGGCCCCGCCCUGGCUGGGGUUUCGGGAGUUCGGCCAGCGUCUCCCCGAACCCUUGGAGCGGUGCUCGUGCGCGUCCGCGGCUUCUUGAAGGACGAGGCCCGGCUAUUGGUACUAUACAGCAUGCGCGACAACAGCCCGGUCGAGGAUCUGCGCGGAAAGAUCGCCGACGACGCUGGCCUGGCGGCCGCAUCGCGGCCACGUCUUCCGGCGGAUCCUGAGAGAGUGGGCAUGCAUGGCUUGUCUUGUCGGGGUCCACUGCGACCCUCAGGCGCUGGCCACAGGUUGCCACGCUGAGGGCCGUGUCGCGGCAGACCCGACAGGGCAUAGAAUUUCCCUCACCAGCACCCCUUAGGCACCCCUGAUGGGGCCACACUCUUCAUAUGUGUUCGUUGUGAGGCCGUCAGUGACUGGGUGGCCAAAGAUUGUAAGGAUGGACCGCAUUCAUCCCAACUUGCCUCGAAUCUCAGCCGCGUGCGCCGUGGGCUGCAUCCAGACCACAAGCGUGGUGGGGUGCACAUGGAACAGCUUGUGCCGCUUGCCGAGUCUCAAUGAGCGCAAGAGCCGUGAG
Molecule: messenger RNA, 1859 nt
Organism: Prorocentrum cordatum
Lineage: Eukaryota; Dinophyceae; Prorocentrales; Prorocentraceae
Source: the annotation of a GenBank genome assembly